AUGAGCUCUUACGUAGCUAACCCCUUUCCCAAGCAAACCCACGAGGCGUCUGCCUACACCAUGCACAAUUAUGGCUAUGGACCUGUCUCUGAGCUCCAUGCAUCUGCUUAUUGUUACGGAGGGCUUGAUUUCAGCGGAUCCUGCACUUCCACAGCUUCUUCGAAUUCCCUCAAACGGGGGGAGAUGAGCACAAGUCUGCGUCAUAGUCCGGACACCCCACCGCCACGACUGCAGUCUUGUUCCCCGAGACGCUCCAUAAAUGAAAGCGGUAAUGGCACUCUAAAUAUUGGGCUGUACAGUCGAAAAGCCGAGGGCGACAACACGGAGAGAAGCGAAAUGCCCAUCAGCAAGACAAGAGCAGGCGAGAUCAAAGUUGGAGCUAUGCAACCCGUCCAACCAGUAAGACAUCCAAAUCAUUCGGUUCAGCCUCCGACCGACCGCCAACAGCCACAGAUAUAUCCCUGGAUGACAAAGCUACAUAUGAGUCACGAACCCGACGGCAAACGGUCACGGACCAGUUACACCCGCUACCAGACUCUGGAGCUGGAGAAAGAAUUCCAUUUCAACCGGUACCUCACCCGUCGCAGGCGUAUUGAGAUCGCCAAUAACCUUUGCCUGAAUGAAAGGCAAAUCAAAAUCUGGUUCCAGAAUCGGCGAAUGAAGUGGAAGAAGGAUUCAAAAGUCAAAGUAAAGGAGUCAAUAUAA
Megalops cyprinoides (Indo-Pacific tarpon) is the source of this 705-nucleotide messenger RNA. Its product is annotated as homeobox protein Hox-C5-like. The coding region runs from base 1 to 705 and encodes 234 amino acids. Gene Ontology annotation, biological process: anterior/posterior pattern specification; regulation of transcription by RNA polymerase II. The transcript is spliced from 2 exons. Gene Ontology annotation, molecular function: RNA polymerase II cis-regulatory region sequence-specific DNA binding; DNA-binding transcription factor activity, RNA polymerase II-specific. The record is from RefSeq and is a predicted model, not a curated record. Gene Ontology annotation, cellular component: nucleus. Lineage: Eukaryota; Metazoa; Chordata; Actinopteri; Elopiformes; Megalopidae.